CAGCUCAUUAUUAUUUGGAUGAAGACAACCAACAAGAUGACUACGACAUUUCGAAUGGAGGAGUGAUUCAAUCUGCAAGGUUUGUGACAGCAAGGGAGUAUUACUGUUUCUUAAUACAAGCUAGAGAGGGGGUUUUUAAUAUCUUGUUAUUUGGAGGGUGACUUUUCCAACAAUGGGUCGUUGACAUGUAUAUCAAGAUUGAGUCUAUGAGGCUUGACUGGUACUCUAACCCUGUUAACCAGGAAAUUAUACGGGCUGAACUAUACCAGGGUCUUGUGGAUGUAAUUUCUGCCGGGGAGAAUAGAGCUUCAGAGGUUGGCAAGAGAAUUGUUUUGCCUCGUACAUUCCAAGGGGGUGAUCGUGAUAUGCAGCAAAGAUUUCUUAAUGCAAUGGCUAUUGUCCAACGUCUUGGGAAACCAGAUUACUUCAUCACAAUGACUUGCAAUCCAUACUGGGAGGAGAUUACAAACAAUCUUCUACCUGGCCAGACACCACAAGAUAGACCAGAGCUGGUUACAAUGGUAUACAGGGCCAAAUUACGAGACAUGAAAGAUCUAUUGAUCAAAAAAGCAUAUUUUGGCCAAGUUGCGGGCUAUGUGCAUGUUACCGAGUUUCAGAAAAGGGGAUUGCCACAUGAACAUAUUCUAUUGAUAAUGAACCUACACAAUAAGUUGACAAGCCCAGAUGCAUAUGACAAAGUGAUUUGUGCAGAGAUACCAGAGAAGGAUAAAUACCAUGUUUUGCAUAAUCUGGUCAUCAAGCAUAUGCUACAUGGACCUUGUGGAGUUUUAAAUAAAAAGUGUCCUUGUAUGGUCAAUGAAGAGUGUCGUUUUCGCUAUCCUCGACAAUUCUGUGCUGCAACUCAACAAGGAAAGGAUUCAUACCCUUUGUAUAGGAGGAGAGAUGAUGGGCGUCGUGUAAAGGUAAGAGGAUGUGUGUUAGAUAACAGGUGGGUGGUUCCAUACAAUCCUGGAUUGCUUAUGAGGUAAUAACUGCCACAUAAAUGUUGAAGCUUGCUCAAGCAUCAAAGCCAUUAAGUACAUGUGCAAAUAUGUUUACAAAGGCCACGAUCGUGCAUCAUUCUCAGUUGACCCUGCUCAUAAGGAAGAUGGAGUAAUCAAUGAGAUUCGGCAGUACAGGGAUGCCAGAUACAUAUCCCCACCUGAAGUUGUACAUAGGAUUCUUGGUUUUCCAUUGUUUGGUGUCAAUCCAUCUGUUUUGCAACUCCAAUGCCAUUUACCAGGUAUGCAGUCUGUUAUUAUUGACGAGACAACUAAACUACAAGACAUUGUCAAUGAGCCAACUUCUUCUAUGACAACACUCACAGAGUACUUCACUAAGAAUCGUGCUGAUAGUUUUGCAAGGACAUUAUUGUAUAAAGAUUUUCCAGAAUACUACAGGUGGAUUCAUGGUAGCAAGCGCUGGCAGAGAUGAAAACAAAGGGGACAGAUUGGUCGAAUUGUGUAUGCACACCCUGCUGAAGGGGAGAGAUAUUUCUUGAGAGUACUUCUAAAUCAUGUUAGAGGUGCAUACUCAUUUGAGGAUUUAAGAACAUUGGGUGACAUCACAUGCUCAACUUUCAGAGAAGCAUGCGAAAAAAGAGGACUCAUAGAGGCUGACAUGUCCCUUGAUGACUGCUUGAGUGAGGCUGCAACCUUUCAAAUGCCACCUGCUCUGCGAAGGUUAUUUGCAACAAUUCUUGUAUUUUGUGAGGCCACUAAUGUACGUGGACUGUGGGACAAACACAAUGACUCAAUGUCUGAAGAUUAUAACCGAGACAAUCCUAAAUUGACAUGCGUACAACAAAUGGUCCUUAAAGACAUUCGGGAGUUGGUUCGGUCGAUGGGGAAGGAUAUCAAAUCUUAUGAUCUUCCUGAGAUUAAUGAUACAGGUACUUUCCUCCAUUGUAAGCAAAUGAUUGUACUUAUUGCAAAUUAAGGGGUAUAUA
Zea mays is the source of this 1948-nucleotide messenger RNA. RefSeq lists its product as uncharacterized. The transcript has 2 exons. The record is from RefSeq and is a predicted model, not a curated record. Lineage: Eukaryota; Viridiplantae; Streptophyta; Magnoliopsida; Poales; Poaceae. The coding region runs from base 186 to 989 and encodes 267 amino acids.